Messenger RNA from Enhydra lutris kenyoni (northern sea otter), 4034 nucleotides. RefSeq names its product SWT1, RNA endoribonuclease homolog (gene SWT1). Gene Ontology annotation, cellular component: nucleus. The record is from RefSeq and is a predicted model, not a curated record. Lineage: Eukaryota; Metazoa; Chordata; Mammalia; Carnivora; Mustelidae.
AUGGGAAGGGCUGGAUGCGUGCAACAGACAAAAGAUGAAGAACCAGUGACCAAAUCCUGUCAGCAGAAAAAUAAAAAGCCAGAGGUAGCGAUUCUCGGUCCCGUCCGCUUCCCUUUCCCCGAGGCGUUACGACGCCACCACAGCCGGCAGAACGUAGCGGGGACGGCGACCAAUGAGGUAAGAGAGUUCUGCUUCCUCGGUGCGUUUCGGUUCCAGCCGUCAACCAAGGAAGCGAAGCAAGACUACAAUACCCAGGGUGCAGCGCGCCAGCCAGGGCGGAGCCGGAGUCCCAAGUCCAUGGAGGAAGUAAAUGCAAAGCUAAACAAACGCUCGGAACAUUGGAGUAGUAGUCUGAGUCCGAGUGCAGAACUACAUUUCCCAGCGAGCAUCGGGUCCGGGGGAGACCCUUUCUCUUGGCCUGGGCCUCCGGAGUCGCCUCCGCUGCGGGCGCUGCUUUUCAAAAUGUCCAACAAAGAAUCUUGUGGCGAAAAAGAGACGUCCGGCAGAAAAGGCACCACUGCAUCACUGAACUUUGAUGUCCAAGAUAAGACAGAGAAAAAAACUUCAAGUUCUACUAGUCCAGCUUGCUGUGUAAGGUCUGUUUCAUCAGAGAAGAGAAAACUGAAAUCAGAUCAUACAGACAUUCUGUACUGUGAUGUAAAAAGAAGACAAGAACUGAAAAGAUUGGACGUAGAAACCGAGCCUCCAGGAAGGAAACAAAAAAUCAGUUCUUCAUCCCAAGGCCCUGUUAAACUCCAAGAAGCAUCAUAUUCAAAUGCUAAUCAAAUUAUUUCACCGAGUCCUUCACACGGAACUAAAAAAGAUCUAAGGAGAUGUGUAGAUUUUAAAGAUACUAAAUUGACAAAUGUUAGGAAUAAGCCUGACCACGGAAUUAAAAACCUUAGUAAUCCUAAAAUGGCCAAAGAUGUAAAACCUAAAACUGAAGUCCAGGCAAGUGAAAAACAAUGGCCUCAUGUACUCGUUCAGAGGGAGAAGAUGAAAGAACUCAAGAAGGAAAGGCACAGGAAAUGUAGGGACAGUUCUGAAAAACGCAUUUCAGAGAAAUGCAAGAGAAUCCAUUUUUCUCAGGAUUAUAAUUCCAACAAGAUACUUAAGGAACCCCUUGAAUUUAGAAGAAGGAAGAUCAGUUUCAAAAUCCCAGUAAAAUCCCGUGAUACCUUCCAGAAGCUUGUAGAAGAAAAUGUCUUCAGUUUAGAGUCUAACAAGUCAAAGACUAAGCAGGAGAAGAAACGCCUGGAAGGCUCCCAAGUUUCAUUAAAUUUGACCAGGCACAAAAGUGAACAUUUAUUUUCAGAUUCCACAUGUAAGCAUGUUGUUCAUGAGUGGAAAGUAAAAAACCAUCCCGAGCAACAAGAAAGUGAUUCAAGUUCCAGGGAAAAUGUAAUCCAGAGAUUUGAAGCUCCAUGUUCUUCAGCGUCGCUUGAAAGUAUUCAAGACACAGAUGAAGAGAUGCAGAUAGUAGAAGAGCUCCAUGCUGCACGUGCGGGAAAAAGUGUGGAUUUGCCUGUGGUUUUCUCUUCCGGAGAGUUAACGAGCAUGGAGAUCGACUUGGUGGAAGAUGAUGUACAUUCCUCUGCUGCAAAUACUGCUUCAGAUAAAAAGCUUCUAAUUGUUAUUGACACAAAUAUUCUGAUGAAUCACCUCAAUUUUGUUAGAAUUUUGAAGACAACAGAAAUUCCAGGCUUUGACAAACUCGCGUUAAUAAUUCCCUGGGUGGUUAUCCAAGAGCUGGAUCGUAUGAAGGCAGGAAAACUGCUAAAACACGUCCAGCACAAAGCUGUGCCUGCAGUUCAUUUCAUCAAUGACAGUCUCAAAAAUCAAGAUAGAAAGCUAUGGGGUCAGUCACUACAGCUUGCGUCGCAAAAACUUUAUGGACUGAGUGACGAGAACAAUGACGAUCGAGUAUUAAAAUGCUGUCUUCAGUACCAGGAAUUAGUCCCUUGUUCUGUUGUUAUUCUGUGCACGGAUGAUAGAAAUUUAAGAAACAAAGGCCUAAUAAGUGGUGUGAAGUCACUCAGUAAAGAAGAAUUGAGUGCAGAGUUAUUAAACUUAUCUCUGAACACAGAUGUAUGUCAUCAGCCUUGUCUAUCUAAACAACAAUUGAAAGCAGAAGCAACACUGUUAGAAGAGAGCUAUAAGGAAGAAACUCCACAUUCUGGACGACCCAUUAUACUUGAAAGCAUUAUAUCUGAUCUUGAGAAAUCUCUUGGAACAGCUUUAUCUUCAAUAUUAGAAACAGAAAUGAAAAUUGCUUUUGGAAACCUUUGGAUGGAGAUGCUGUACUUGAAACCACCAUGGACUCUAAUUCAUUUAUUACAGUGCUUUAGAAAACAUUGGUUGGCUGUAUUUGGAUUAGUUAUGGAGAAGAACUUGCUUUUAACCAUUGAGAGCCUAUAUAAAAAUCUCUGUAAAGCUAACAAUGCGGUGGAUUUUACAACAUUGAAAUUUCUGCUUCAGGAUUCUAAAAGUUUGCUACACGCUUUCAGUACACGGUCAGAUUAUGAUGGUAUUCUUCCACGGGCCUUUGCUCAAGUCAACGAACUACUCCAGACCUUUGCAGAGGUCAAGGCAAAACUUAAGCAAAAUCCUUCAGAAACUACAGUGGGUAAAAAGCAAGAAGAUACUUCUUUGAUGAAGUCUAAUAAUCAAGAAAUCACCAUUUUCUCAGGUUCUCAUCUUCUGCAACCCAACAGGCAUCAAGAAAUCUGGUCUAUCCUAGAGAAUGUUUGGAUUACAUUAUAUCAGAACAGCAUGGAUGUAUUUCAAAGAUUGGGCUCAAAUGCAGCUUUGACUUCUUCAAAAAUAGCAUCAUUUGAAGAAGCAUAUGUAUCUCUUCAAAAGUUAAUGGCAGCUGUGAAAGAUAUUCUUGAAGGAAUUCAGAGGAUUUUGGCCCCUAACAGUAAUUAUCAAGAUGUUGAGCCCCUCUAUAACUUCCUAAUCAAGUAUGAGGUAAAUAGAAAUGUCCCAUUCACUGCCCAGGAACUUUAUGAUUGUGUUUCACAGUCUGAGUAUCGGGAAAAGUUAACCAUUGGAUGCCACCAGCUGGUUGAGAUGGAAUGUUCCAUGCAGCAGUGCAGUGCCUCUGUCUAUAUGGAGGCCCAAAGCAGGGGAUGGUGUGAAGACACGCUCAACUAUAGGACCUAAAUGCUGAUCUGUAACUUCAAAGGAAUUGCAUUUGUCUUCAAGAACAAGAGUAGCCUUCAGCUUUUUGAGUCAAACCCAAGAGACUUGAAAAAAAUGUCUCAUUGGUGCAAGAAGGUGGUUGCCUAUUGCUGAAAAUCUCGUUGCGGUUCUAAAAAGCCUAAAUGCAUCCAUUGUGAGAUAAACCAUGGACUCAACUCAUUGGAGUUAUCAGUACUUCCCUACCUCUACUCCUGACACUGAGCCAGUCUGUCUGAAGGAAAGGAGAGCCAUCUUUUUAAUCAUCUUAGGGCAGGAGCCACUUUGGCAUCUGUGGACGGCCAGGGGACAGGGGAUUCCCAUCUCUCUCAACCCUAAGCAUGGGUCCAUGACCAGAGGCAUUUCCAAACCUCAAGAAAGAAUUAGGACACGGCCAUGCUCACCCUGCCACACAAUGAAAUCUUACCCUGGGCUGUUUUAUGAACAAAUUGUCUUCCCUAUAGACCAAAUGAACGUAACACAUGUCCCUUCCACUUCCGCUAAGGUAAUGUAAGUAGAAUUUUUACUUCAGCUUGUACUUGCUAUAUAGUUUCUUCUCUUCUUCCCUGGGUUUGUCACUUUUCAGUGCAUUUCUAAUGGGAAGAACAGGGGAGACCUCUUUACUGAUUUUUCCCUUAAAUGUGAAGGAGCAUGGAUUUAUGGGAGUAGGUGGCAGGGAAUUCAUAUUUGCCUCUAGCUAAACCAAGUGUUUAAUUGACUUCUUAGUUAUAGAGUAAGCUGGAAAUCCUUGUGUACUAGAGUAUAUUAUGCUUUUGUUAAUACAUUAGAUUAAAUCUAAUUUGCUAUUCUAUGAUGUUAAUUUAUUUUUUACAAAACAAUAAAUUUUAUUUUUA